Molecule: messenger RNA, 687 nt
Organism: Yamadazyma jaroonii
Lineage: Eukaryota; Fungi; Ascomycota; Pichiomycetes; Serinales; Debaryomycetaceae
Source: the annotation of a GenBank genome assembly
AUGUUAACCAGUGAAACGGUAACAGUCCUGGAGGAAUCUAUCAUAAAUUGUGAAACAAUUGACCAGCUCAACAGUUUCAAGACUCAAUUGCUGAAUCUUCAAUAUGAAGGUACUACUAAUUACGACCGUCAACGGUUCUUAAAUAAAAUCGAAACUUUGAACAAAUUAAUCGAAAGUAAGAAAAGCUCCCUUUCAGAAACAAAAUUUCAAUUCCAAGGACAGCCACAAAAACUUGAAACAUACGUAAAUACCAAUUUCAAUGAAUUCAAAAUCGCCCCCUAUAAAGAGGGCAUUGAGGACGAAACGCUAUUAAUCGAUCACACUAGUCAUUUAGUCAUUAAAGACUUCAGAAAUUGUCUAAUUAAAGAUGAUUUCAAGAGCUCAUCAGUAAACUUGAUUGAUGGUGAAGAUUCUAAGAUCAAGAUUUUCAUCAAUGGAACCAUCUACUUGAAUAAUUUACACAACUGUAUCCUACAUCUACAAUUUCAUCAACUAAGAAUCCACAAUUGCCUGCAUUUAUCUAUCAAGGUAAACUCGGCCCAAACUUUAAAAGACAGUAUCAUUAUUGAGAAUUGUAAAGAGUUGCUAUUUAACAAGGGGGUCAAAGUGCAUGAUUUUGAUUCAGCUUUGGUGGUAUCCAAUAACUACCAAUUAGUAGAUUUGGAUAAUAUGGACCCUAUUGAAUGA